Molecule: messenger RNA, 2685 nt
Organism: Solenopsis invicta (red fire ant)
Lineage: Eukaryota; Metazoa; Arthropoda; Insecta; Hymenoptera; Formicidae
Gene: AP-2mu
Product: AP-2 complex subunit mu
Exons: 5
Coding region: 209-1537 (442 amino acids)
Biological process (GO): intracellular protein transport; clathrin-dependent endocytosis
Cellular component (GO): cytoplasmic vesicle; AP-2 adaptor complex
Molecular function (GO): clathrin-cargo adaptor activity
Source: RefSeq, a predicted model, not a curated record
UUUCGUUUACGUUGUCUGUGACGUUCUCGAUUGGCGAUAUCGGAAAGUGGGUGUUGUUUCCGUCAGCCGUCCGUCAGUCUGCGAUUAAGAGUAUCGCGCCACGUUUAAGGGUUAGAUAGGAUCGCAGACAGGAAAUCUUAGUGGAUCACCCUCCUGGGAAGUCAUGCAUUGAUUUUGACUCAAUUGGUCACCAUUACCCUCUGUCAAGAUGAUAGGGGGUUUAUUUGUUUACAACCACAAGGGGGAGGUACUCAUCUCUCGAGUAUAUCGGGAUGAUAUUGGUCGUAACGCAGUGGAUGCGUUUCGCGUCAACGUUAUCCAUGCGCGACAACAAGUACGCUCGCCUGUAACCAACAUUGCCAGAACAUCGUUUUUCCAUAUAAAACGCGCUAAUAUCUGGUUAGCUGCCGUCACCAAACAAAAUGUUAAUGCAGCCAUGGUAUUCGAGUUGCUGCUAAAGAUCAUAGAUGUUAUGCAAUCAUAUUUUGGCAAAAUUUCAGAAGAGAACAUUAAGAACAAUUUCGUGCUCAUUUAUGAGCUGCUUGAUGAGAUUCUUGAUUUUGGAUAUCCACAGAACUGUGAUACAGGAGUGCUGAAGACGUUUAUCACUCAACAAGGCGUGAAAUCAGCUACUAAGGAAGAACAAGCUCAAAUAACAUCGCAAGUCACCGGCCAGAUCGGAUGGAGACGAGAGGGCAUCAAGUACAGGCGUAACGAGCUUUUCUUGGAUGUACUUGAAUAUGUGAAUCUAUUAAUGAGUCCUCAGGGUCAAGUUCUCAGCGCGCAUGUUGCCGGAAAGGUGGUAAUGAAAUCCUAUUUGUCCGGCAUGCCGGAAUGCAAGUUUGGGAUUAAUGACAAGAUCGUUAUGGAAGCUAAGGGCAUGAAAGGUGGUGGGGGAUUGGGAGGCGGCGGUGAUGAUCCUACAGGUGCUAGAUCCGGCAAACCGGUUGUCGUUAUUGAUGACUGUCAAUUUCAUCAAUGCGUUAAGCUUAGCAAAUUUGAGACCGAACAUUCCAUUAGUUUUAUACCGCCGGAUGGUGAAUUCGAACUAAUGAGAUACCGUACCACGAAGGAUAUAUCAUUGCCCUUCCGAGUGAUACCCUUAGUACGCGAGGUGGGCCGAACGAAAAUGGAGGUCAAGGCGGUCCUAAAAUCAAACUUCAAACCUUCAUUGCUGGGGCAGAAGAUAGAAGUGCGUGUACCGACACCGUUAAAUACUGCCGGCGUACAGCUGAUAUGUUUGAAGGGUAAGGCGAAAUACAAAGCAUCGGAGAAUGCAAUUGUCUGGAAGAUCAAGCGCAUGGCCGGUAUGAAGGAGACGCAGUUGUCCGCAGAAAUCGAUUUACUAGAAACGGAUACGAAGAAGAAGUGGACGAGGCCACCGAUAUCGAUGAAUUUCGAAGUGCCGUUUGCGCCUUCCGGCUUCAAAGUGCGCUACUUGAAAGUUUUUGAAUCCAAAUUGAAUUACUCUGAUCACGAUGUGAUAAAAUGGGUUCGUUACAUAGGGCGCAGCGGCUUAUAUGAGACGCGAUGUUAAUGAUUCAGAGUUACGAUGUCGAGACGUAAAUAAUUGUAAAGAAGUAAUCUCAAUGCGGAAAUCACGGCUACGAAUAUCGAUAUUGGCUAUUUCUCGUUAUUAUUUCAUUGUAGCGCAUAUUCGAAGCAACGAUCUGAAAUUGUUCGGAUGAUUAAUUCCGAAUCAUGCACGAUAAGUAGCGAAGUUAUGGACAAUGUAUCGAAUGAAUUCCAUUGUCAGCACAAAAUUUCUAUAUAAUUGCAGGAAAUAUUUUCUGUAUAUUAUACAUUCUGUAGAUUGUACAUUCAUUUUUAUGAAUUAGAAAAAAAAUAUGGUAUUAUGUUAGAAGAAAAUGAUAUGUUAGGAGAAAGUUUUUAAACGCAAAGAUUAAAAUGAAUUCCAACUUGUGUGGAAAGAUGGUAAAUGAAUAUCAUGGUAAUCAGUAUCAAGCAGAUUGUUUCUUUUGUGCCAAUUUUUCACGUCGUUUAUUUUUUCCACAUCAAUUUUUAAUUGCGCCAAUGGAUGAUAUCGGGUAUGAUCAAAUUUUGUUACUUUUUUUAAUGAAAAAUUUGGAAAUUACGAUAAUUAGACAUAAUCAUAGAUAUUGUUUAUAUGUAUUUACUUGACCCACCCAAUGAGAUUUUUAUUAUCUUUUGCUUUGUUUUUGUACCGAGAACCGAUCAUUACGAGUUUUAAAUAUUACAAUAAUUCUAAGCUAAGUAAUUAAAUACUUGCUUCUGGAAUUAAUACAGCUAUUAGAAUGAUCUAUAUUUAAGAAAUAUAAAUACAUUUGUAGGUUUAUUAUACAUAACGAAUGUUUUUUCGGAGCGUAUCAUGAAUUUCUUUAUUAUAUACGUAUUAAUAUACAUAUUAAAAUAUUUUAAUUACUUUUUUCUUUGUGUAAUGAUGUACGAAGUUACGGUUUGUUUGGCAUCGGGGUUUGAGCGAAACUGAGCAAAUAUGCUACGGAUUAUUUGGUGCAAGCUUGCGAAGCGCUCAAUGAAAUGUAGAAUACUAUAAUCUGUUAUCCGUGCAUAAGAAUAAGAGUAGAAAGAACAUAUUGAUCGAUUGUACGAGCGUGAUUGAUUUUGUCUCUCUAAAGGAACGCUCGAAUGCAUAAUGAAAUAUAUGUGAAAUAUAUAAAACAAAUUAUCUAGCGUUAAAUUUAA